Geodia barretti is the source of this 2945-nucleotide messenger RNA. The record is from the annotation of a GenBank genome assembly. Lineage: Eukaryota; Metazoa; Porifera; Demospongiae; Tetractinellida; Geodiidae.
UAAUACAGUGAUGCCCCUUAAGGGUGCUACGAGGUUCUUGUUAGAUGUUUACACAUAUCACACUCUGGUAUUUGGUAUCCUCAUCAGCUCUGGAAAGAUUGCUUAUGUAUUGGACCAUGUGUGUCAUCAAUCUUCACGUCUCUUCGUUUGUCUCUGUCAUGACAUUGUAAGUACUAGCUUGUAGGGUGCCACCACGGCACUAGAGGACUUUCAACUAUUGAACUCUCGAAAAAGCACAAAAUUAGCUACACAGAGAAAAGCCAGCUCUAUAUAUAUAGCCACUGGUUCUCUAUCGUUAUGUGUAUAUUUCUUCCAAAAGCCUACAAUGAAACUCUUUCUGUGAAAUUGUUCACCACAGGUAUACAUAUUCAUCAAUGACCCGACAUUUCACGAGGUGGCCUACAGCAUCAUGGUUUUUCUGGCCACUGUACAAGGUUACUACUGUGUCAGGUAUAUAGAUCAACCUGUACAUAGUGUAGCUAAUAAUAAUACGCAUGCCAUAGCACGGAGUGGUUUGUCAGUUGUUCUGUGUUUUACAUAUAUUGAGCCCACCUUGCUGAGCUGCCCCGGUAGCUCAGUGGUAGAACACUCGUCUAGCAAGCAGAGUGUCGUGGGUUCGAAUCCCACCUAGGGCAACUGUUUUCCCCUUUAAACGAGUGUUGUCCUAGGUGUAAUUAACCCUCGUCGGUGUAAUUGAAUUGUUUGAUACUAUGCAGUUACCUUGUUUUUACACCCCCGUGAUUCAUGCCAUUAUACUUCUGGAGUUUGGCGCCAAUUCACAGAUGGCGUGUCACACUGUAGAAAAGGUCCCUUCUGAAAGAAAAGGUCCCUCCUGCCCACGGGUCCCAAAUGUAAACAUAUUACCCCAAAAGUUUACUAUACUGUGUGGUUUGCGGUGACGGAACUGUUACGUUUACCCUAUGGCUACAUAGUAUAUAUAGCUCAUGUGGGAUUUCGUGGGUAUGUUUUGAGGAUUGUCCCCAAUAAUAUCCUGGAUCAGUCUUCAACUGAAACCUCUCAUCUGUGCAAACAGUGUAGAGUGCCACCCUUUUUCCAUUCCAGACCAGUUUGACUUGGUACUGAUUGGCAGGCAGAGCAAGCCUAAUGUCGUCCCGGGAGCCCACCACCAAGCAGCCAUACCCUCAGACCCAUUCAAGCCUAAGUUGAAUGGGAGAAUAUAGAUCUUUCCUUAUAUGUACCAUGCCACGGGCGCUAUCACGCAUACACAUCUAUUUUUCACGUAUUUCUCUAGAAAUACUUGUAACUGAGAAUUUUCGCAAUGCCACGUGACUCUCGCCUUUGCUCCCCAAAAUAUUUUUAUUUGUUCUAUAUAGUAUUCUUCUUUCGGACAGGGCAAACCUGGUGUAGUGCAUCUUUCCUCCUAUAAUCUUCCAUUCAACUUCCUUUCCUAAUUAAUGGACUUGAAUUGAGGGUCUUUCCUCCUCACAUGGGCAUACACAUUGAGACACUGAGGCACUAUUUCCAUUGCAGGAAAUACUCUACCUGGAAACAUUCUGCAACUUUUGCCACCAUCUCUAUGGGACUGUACGUAUUUGGAUUUAUUCUGUGGAAUAUCGACAAUGCCUUCUGCUUAACCCUGAGAGAAUUUCGUCGCUCCCAACCCCUCCUGGGUCAUGUGACCCAGCUACACUCGUGGUGGCACAUAUUUGCCGGUCUGGGGACCUACCUGCACAUUGUACUGAGCUCUAGAGUGAGGAUGGAGUACUUACAGAACAAGACAAGAAUCAACGUACGUAUUAUGAUGCAAUAUGUGUAUAGACUUUAUAAUUUGAGGGUAAUGCAAAAUAUAUAAUUUAUUGUGUGUGUACUUCAAGAGUAAGACCGGCUUUUUGUGUGAGUUACAUUUUGGCAAUACGUAUGGUUGCACACUGGCCUCUGCGUCACUGUGCCAAAGAUGUGGCAAAGAUUGACAAAAGCAAAAAUUUAUCUAAUUUCUAAUCCUGCUGUGUAGGUCAAUUAUCCCAGAAAAAUACGGUACUUAAAUAAAUAGUAGUGCAAACAAGGAUUCAUGAUUUGCCUUUAGGCACAUGUGAAAACAUACCCCACAGAGCUAGAAUCCCACCAAUUAGGUGUACACACUGGGCAUGAUGUUUAUCAGCAAACUAUCAUAACCCAGGAAGUUACGUCGGGCGGUUGCCGGGCAGCUAGUAUCUGCCCUCCAAGAAUGCUUACUUGACUCACUAUGACACACCGUGACAUCACAGCUACGUUAAUUAAGCGUCAUACUAAUAUAGCGUGUAAGCAAAUACCUAUGACACAAUUCAUUGUGUUUCCUGUCCCUAACAACAGUUUUCUUUGUGUGGGUUACCCGUUUUGGAAGUAUCGGACAAGAAAGAAUGAAGAAUACUGUAAAAUGCUGUACUUUAAAGGAAACAAUUUAAUUUGGUGUGAUUAUGGUGGUGGACAUUUUUGUAUGUGCUGUGGUUGUUUACUAGGAAACAAGGUUUUGUGUCACUAAUGUUUAUUUUUGUACAAAAUAUAAUCUAUAAUAGAAUAUUCCAUGUACAAUGCAUGAUUUAAUAGUGCCUUCAAAACAUUAUUCCUGUCGGAUUGAGAAGAAUAAAGGAGCAGUGAUGACGAUAAUAUUAUGUAAGCUGCUUAUAACAUCACCGUAAUUGGAGCAAGAGCGAGCCAACCAUGUGAGCAAAUGGCAAAAUUUGGCUGUCUAUCCGGCAUUGCCACCCAUACCGUGAUUCUUCAUACACAAAAACACUACCUGAAAUUUUGAAACCGCUAUCGUCAGCCAUGCGAGAGACUACCACCAGGUGCACCGACUAUGUGGACACACAGAGAAAUCGCAGAGCUACAGCUAGAGAGAGCUAUACCUACAUACGCACCAUGUCUACAGAACUACAGCUACAGAUACACCACGGACUGGCAAAGUGCACACAUGGAAAUAUCUACGCUGGCUAGAACUACAUGCU